AUGGAUCACGACCACGAUUACUACGACAGGCUGCAUGCCGACCGCGUCAAGCAAUCCUUGGAGGAACUUCAGUAUGUGGUCAAAGAGCAUGACGCAGCACUGGCAAAGUUGCGUGCUUCAUCGGCCAACAGCCAGCCAAGCUUCACGCCCGGGCCAGAGACAUCUUUGGGCAUGAUGAAAGUAGCUUAUGAUGAGCUCGCAACGAAGCCACCAUUCCUGGCUUUCCCGGAGUCUGUCUUGCCCGCCAUGAUCGCGCUCCGCAAGACUAGCCAGACCGUCGAUGAUACCAAGGCAUUCCUCUCCUCGCAUGACGAGUCCAUGAGCAAGGCCAAGCGGCGGCUUGAAAUUGAACAAUCCAAUCUGAAAGACCAGCAAGGGCUCUCUCAGAGUCUCCAAAAUCGAAUUCAAACUCUGCGCGAAGGGCUGGACAAUCGAAUGGAAAUGGGCCCUGAAGAUAUCGCCAGAGAGCGGAUCAACGUUUUGAAACAGACUAAAAAAAAGUACGACAAGGAGACAGCAAGGUUGCUCAAGGCGCUGAGGAACUUUAUUGACGACUCCCUCGCCUCGAUGCUCGCGGCCGAAGAGCUUGGCGGUCCCGUGGUUGGUGAUAUGAUGGACAUUGAUGGCGAAAACCUGGCAGCCGGAUUCAGUGGCCAAGGGCGUCCUAAGAAGGUUAAGGAAACCCAGGAUCAAGAUAAGCGUCAGCGGCGCAUUGAUGAGAUAUGGGGUCACAGAGAGCCUCAACAACGAGACCAGGACAGGGACAACCGGGACGAAUCCACGGCAGCAGGAGCAGAGAUGCGGGAGCUGACAGAAGAGCUACUCAAUGGCCUCAUGGAAUCGGAUGGGGAUAACUCAGCUGCCUAUGUCCAACUGUCCAGGGAGUCGGCGGCAGCCAGAUUUCUGAUUAGAUCUAAGGUGGCACAAUUUCACCCCAAAGACUCGACGAAGCUGCGACUGGUAGACUUUGGCAGAGAGUUGGACAGUUGA
Molecule: messenger RNA, 990 nt
Organism: Pseudomassariella vexata
Lineage: Eukaryota; Fungi; Ascomycota; Sordariomycetes; Amphisphaeriales; Pseudomassariaceae
Exons: 2
Coding region: 1-990 (329 amino acids)
Biological process (GO): mitotic sister chromatid segregation; kinetochore assembly
Cellular component (GO): nucleus
Source: RefSeq, a predicted model, not a curated record